AGACUUCUAUAUUUAGAGAGAGAGAGUGCGAAGGAUAUAUACCUAUUUUGUGCCUCGAGCUCGUCGUUAAUUAGUCCCAUUUUGCAUUUCAAUUUUCUCCUCUCUUCUUCCAUGGAUCUAUCUGUUCGGUGAACCUCUGUAAACCAGUAUCUGCAGAAACACUGUUUUUUCAUACUUGUUCUGGGCUUGAAGACGAGGUAGUAGCAAUGUCAUCUCUUAGCAGAGAGCUUGUAUUCUUGAUCUUACAGUUUCUAGAUGAGGAAAAAUUCAGAGAAACAGUUCACAAGCUUGAGCAAGAAUCUGGAUUUUUCUUUAACAUGAAGUACUUCGAAGAUGAAGUGCAUAAUGGUAAUUGGGAUGAAGUUGAAAAGUAUCUCUCUGGUUUUACCAAAGUGGAUGACAACCGUUAUUCCAUGAAAAUUUUCUUUGAAAUAAGGAAGCAAAAGUAUCUUGAGGCAUUGGACAAGCGUGACCGGUCCAAAGGUGUUGAAAUUCUUGUAAAGGAUCUUAAAGUUUUUGCAUCUUUCAAUGAGGAGCUUUUCAAGGAGAUUACUCAGCUGUUGACACUAGAGAAUUUCAGGGAGAAUGAACAGCUGUCCAAGUAUGGAGAUACUAAAUCUGCACGAGCUAUUAUGUUGGUUGAGCUCAAAAAGCUUAUUGAAGCAAAUCCCCUGUUUCGUGACAAAUUGCAGUUUCCCAACCUUAAAAAUUCAAGGUUACGAACUUUGAUUAACCAAAGCUUAAAUUGGCAGCACCAGCUUUGUAAAAAUCCUAGGCCAAAUCCAGAUAUCAAAACACUUUUCGUGGAUCAUUCUUGUGGACAACCAAAUGGUGCUCGAGCUCCAUCACCUGCAAACAAUCCGUUGCUCGGAUCAGUGCCAAAACCAGGCAGCUUCCCUCCUCUUGGUGCACAUGGGCCUUUCCAACCUGGGCCAACACCUGUGGCAGCUCCUCUUGCUGGGUGGAUGUCCAACCCACCCACUGUAGCUCAUCCAUCAGUUUCUGGUGGACCUAUGGGUCUUGGUCCUUCAUCUAUUCCAGCUUCUCUAAAACAUCCCAGGACUCCACCAACAAAUCCAUCUAUUGAUUAUCCAUCUGGGGAAUCUGAUCAUGCUGCCAAAAGAACUAGGUCACUGGGAAUAUCUGAUGAGGUUAAUCUUCCUGUGAAUGUGCUACCUAUAUCAUUUCCAGGGCAAGGUCAUAAUCAAUCUCUUAGUGUACCUGAUGACUUGCCAAAGACUGUUGCAAGAACAUUAAACCAGGGAUCAUCUCCCAUGAGCAUGGAUUUUCAUCCUUCUCAGCAGACAUUGCUUCUAGUUGGCACGAAUGUUGGAGAUAUUGCAUUGUGGGAAGUUGGUUCAAGGGAGAGACUGGUGUUGAGAAACUUCAAAGUAUGGGACUUGGGUGCAUGUUCAAUGCCAUUACAGACUGCUCUGGUAAAAGAUCCUGGUGUCUCAGUUAACCGUGUUAUAUGGAGCCCCGAUGGUUCGUUAUUUGGGGUUGCAUACUCUAGGCACAUCGUUCAAAUAUAUUCCUAUCACGGGAAUGAUGACAUACGUCAGCACGUGGAGAUUGAUGCUCAUGUUGGAGGCGUAAAUGAUCUUGCAUUCUCUCACCCUAAUAAGCAGCUCUGUGUUAUAACAUGUGGUGACGACAAAACUAUAAAGGUUUGGGAUGCCACAUCUGGUGCAACACAAUAUACGUUUGAGGGUCAUGAGGCACCUGUAUACUCUGUGUGCCCUCACCAUAAAGAAAGCAUUCAGUUUAUUUUUUCUACAGCGUUAGAUGGAAAGAUAAAAGCGUGGUUAUAUGAUAAUUUGGGAUCUCGAGUAGAUUAUGAGGCUCCUGGUCGUUGGUGCACAACAAUGGCAUACAGUGCUGACGGAACUAGACUCUUUUCAUGUGGAACCAGCAAAGAUGGGGAGUCUCACAUUGUUGAGUGGAAUGAAAGUGAAGGGGCUGUUAAGAGAACAUAUCUAGGGUUUCGGAAAAGAUCCCUGGGUGUUGUACAAUUUGAUACAACUAAAAAUCGGUUUUUGGCAGCUGGUGAUGAUUUUUCAAUCAAAUUCUGGGAUAUGGACCAUGUUCAACUCUUGACAAGUAUUGAUGCUGAUGGAGGUCUUCCAGCAAGCCCUCGAAUUCGAUUCAACAAGGAUGGUUCUCUAUUGGCUGUUUCUGCUAAUGAAAAUGGGAUAAAGAUUUUGGCAAAUAAUGAUGGUAUUCGUUUAGUACGCACUUUUGAGAACCUAGCUUAUGAUGCUUCCAGGGCAUCUGAAACUGCAAAGCCUACAGUAAAUCCAAUAUCUGUAGCAUCAGCAAACAAUUCUGGAUUUGCAGAUAGGGUGGUCUCUGUUGUUGGCAUCACUGGAAUGAAUGGAGAUGCAAGAAAUACGGUGGAUGUAAAGCCCCGAAUUAAUGAGGAGCCUAAUGACAAAUCUAAGAUAUGGAAGCUCAGUGAAAUUAGUGAAUCAUCACAGUGCCGGUCCUUGAAGCUUCCUGAGAACCUCAGAGUGACUAAGAUAUCAAGGUUAAUAUAUACAAACUCUGGUAAUGCCAUCUUAGCAUUAGCAUCAAAUGCUAUUCACCUGCUUUGGAAGUGGCAAAGAAAUGAACGCAAUUCAAAUGGCAAGGCAACAGCCAGUGUUUCACCUCAAUUGUGGCAACCUUCAAGUGGCAUCUUAAUGACAAAUGAUGUGCAUGAACCAAACCAUGAGGAAGCUGUCUCCUGCUUUGCUUUGUCCAAGAAUGACUCGUAUGUGAUGUCAGCAUCUGGUGGGAAGAUCUCCUUGUUCAACAUGAUGACAUUCAAGACAAUGACAACUUUCAUGCCUCCACCUCCAGCAGCAACUUUUCUUGCAUUUCAUCCUCAAGACAACAACAUUAUCGCUAUUGGCAUGGAUGAUUCUACCAUCCAGAUAUAUAAUGUCAGAGUGGAUGAGGUUAAAAGCAAGCUUAAAGGCCAUUCUAAAAGGAUAACUGGCCUCGCCUUUUCUCAUGUGCUCAAUGUGCUAGUUUCCUCAGGAGCUGAUUCUCAGCUAUGUGUAUGGAGCACUGAUGGGUGGGAAAAACAGAGGGCUAGGUCCUUGCAGCUACCGGGGAGAUCGACAUCUCAAUCAGAUACCAGAGUGCAAUUUCAUCAGGAUCAAACUCAUUUCCUGGCUGUGCAUGAGGCACAGAUUGCUAUAUAUGAAACAACAAAGUUGGAAUGUUUAAAGCAGUGGGUUCCGCGUGAAAGUGCUGCCCCAAUUUCUCAUGCCACAUUCUCGUGUGAUAGCCAGCUGAUAUAUGCCAGUUUCUUGGAUGCAACUGUGUGCGUAUUCACUGCAGGGCAUCUCCAUAUGCGAUGCCGUAUAAUUCCUUCAUCUUAUCUAUCACCCAGUAUUAGCAAUUCAAAUAUCCACCCAGUUGUAGUUGCAGCACAUCCACAAGAUCCAAACCAAUUUGCAUUAGGUCUGUCAGAUGGUAGUGUUCAUGUUUUCGAACCACUUGAAUCUGAAGGCAAAUGGGGCGUUCCUCCACCACUUGAAAAUGGAUCAGCAAAUGGUAUGUCAACCGCUCCAUCUAUUGGAGCUUCAGGCUCCGAUCAAGCACCAAGAUGACAAAGAAGCCACUUAAGCAAACUGUCGUGUCUUGGUUUGUUGAUUCUUUCCCAAAUUUCAGUUCAGACUGACGAGUAAAUGUUCGUUCUAGGAGACUAACCAGAAUCCUCCAAGUCAAAACAUGAAGUGUAUGUAACAUCCCAAAAGUUUGUUUUCUUUGCAAUUGAAAGGGAAGGAGAAUCCUCAGUGGAGCUAGGAGUCUCAGUACUAGUCACAGCUGAAGAUUUGACUUGGUUUUUACUCCAACGUUGUGGCUUUCUUUUGUGGUAAUCUAUUGGCUACAGGACAUAAUUUAGCUCAGUACUCUCCAACAUGUAAAUUUCCAACUCGUGAGGUAAGGUGUAAUGUAAAAUGAACACUUUGCUCUUUAUAUUCCUUAGUGUAGUGAGGAAUUCCUCCUAUCAGCUUUCUAAUUCGAGUGAUUCUUGAAUUGGAUUUUAGUAAGUCUCACCUCUUUAAAGGUGCUUUGACCCGUG
Messenger RNA from Solanum dulcamara, 4075 nucleotides. Its product is annotated as topless-related protein 1-like. The transcript is spliced from 26 exons. NCBI's taxonomy places the organism in Eukaryota, Viridiplantae, Streptophyta, Magnoliopsida, Solanales, Solanaceae. The coding region runs from base 207 to 3599 and encodes 1130 amino acids. Gene Ontology annotation, molecular function: protein binding. The record is from RefSeq and is a predicted model, not a curated record. Gene Ontology annotation, biological process: regulation of DNA-templated transcription.